This is a messenger RNA of Rotaria sordida, 414 nucleotides long. Lineage: Eukaryota; Metazoa; Rotifera; Eurotatoria; Philodinida; Philodinidae. The record is from the annotation of a GenBank genome assembly.
AUGUCAAAUUUAAAUCGAAAAUAUAAGAAAGAAUCUUGUCGAACAUUACUUGGUUUUCUUCGAUGUCUUGUUGGACAAAGAAUACAAAUUGAUGUUUAUGGUGGUAUUAUGCUUGUUGGUAUACUUAUUGAUAUUGAUGUUAAUCAUAAUAUUCAAUUAUCACAAGUAACAAUGUCACGUCCAAUUCAAAAAUCAAUAUCAUUUAAUCGUUUAUGUAUUCGAUAUAGAAAUGUACGUUAUAUUCGUAUACCAGAUGAAAUAGAUAUUAUAGAAACAAUUCGACAAGAUUUAAAACAAAUGAAUCCAAAACCAAAUGAAAUUAUCGGUGGUGGACAAAAGAAAAUGUAUAUCAAAAAAGGACAAGAAUAUGAAAAAAAUUUACCAACACUUAGACCUGAUAAUUAUUAUGAUUAA